AUGGUACUGCCUUUCAUUUUCCUCCGCAUGCCGAAUAAGCAAACGACCUACUGUCAUGCCACGGCAGAAACCGUAGAUCUGGGCGCUGUGCACGCGCCUAAGGAAGAGUCCAUCAAGGUAUUCCAAGAGAUCGCGCACGAUCUCAAAAAAGAGCUUCUCCACAUCCGACGUGAGCAUCAAAAGCACGAGCCCGAGUAUUUUCAGGCUGUUCAACACCUCGACGAUCACCAACUAGCCGCUUUUGGCCCGGACAACUUUGUGGCCGUAAGAGUUGCCAGUUCGGCUUACGGAAUCCACCUCUUUGGCAAGGUCCGAAUCCCAGCCCUACCUGAGUCGGGGCCUGCCUACAUUCACUUCCGCGCCUUCGUGCCCGGAGCUGAGCCGCCAAAACUUCACAGCAUUCACACUGAAGAGACUGAGCAUUCGGAUGGAGACAAGACGUAUAGAGCCAUAUUCACUAAAGAUGACGACCUUGAGUGGUUUGACACAUAG
Messenger RNA from Colletotrichum costaricense, 492 nucleotides. RefSeq lists its product as uncharacterized. The transcript is spliced from 4 exons. The record is from RefSeq and is a predicted model, not a curated record. Bases 1 to 492 code for a protein of 163 amino acids. Lineage: Eukaryota; Fungi; Ascomycota; Sordariomycetes; Glomerellales; Glomerellaceae.